Molecule: messenger RNA, 2240 nt
Organism: Poecilia latipinna (sailfin molly)
Lineage: Eukaryota; Metazoa; Chordata; Actinopteri; Cyprinodontiformes; Poeciliidae
Gene: lcat
Product: lecithin-cholesterol acyltransferase
Exons: 7
Coding region: 603-1907 (434 amino acids)
Biological process (GO): lipid metabolic process
Source: RefSeq, a predicted model, not a curated record
CUGUAACUCGUGUCUAAUUCCUGCCGAAGCUGGAUGUUACCAUGACCGUGAAGGCAGCAUCAGAAAGUUCAGGCCGUGCAGACUCAUCCCAGCUGGAGGCCGAAGGGAAGCUGCUAUAGUUAUAACCUCAUGCAAAUGUCUCACUUCACGAUAGCUAGCCUGAAGUCCUGUUUUCACCAACCAGAACUUAUAUGAGCGCUUUUUAAGUUACCUCAGAGUCGAAAACUAGUAUUUUACGAGGGGAUUUUUUUUUUUAUUCCUAUUUUAUUUAUGCGAUUCAAAGAAUAAAUGUUUGUUCUGCAGCGCUUUUUGUUAAUCAUUGACGUACUGUUGUCUAAACAAAACACGCGUGAUCGGGAAGAAUCGAUAGGACAGUACGCAGCCAGUGCACGUUUUAUUUGCCUCCUCCUGCAUUAAUCAUAGUUUAACACUUAUCUUCAGUGUAAAUCAGGCAUGCACCACCGCAUAUGGUAAAAAAAAAAAAAAAUCAGCCGCGGCUCGAGUCGGUGUGAGUGUCCUCUCUCCGUAUUUGUUGCGCCCUCGUCGUCUGCAGCUGCUCACAAAGCGCCGAGCGGGGCCGCCGCAGCUGCCCGACAGAGAAGAUGGGGUCCGCGGGUCACAUGUGCUGGGCGCUGCUCGCAGUGGUUCUGCUGGGGCUUCAUCACUCCGCCGGCUUCUGGAUCGUCAACGUCGUUUUCCCACCCAGCACUAAAACCAAAAUACCGAGCAACAACACUUCGCCGCUCAUCAUAGUGCCUGGGAACUUGGGGAACCGACUCGAAGCCAAAAUAGACAAACCAACGUUGGUUCACUGGUUCUGCUACAAGAAAACUGAAAACUGGUUUCCUCUGUGGAUCGAUCUCAACAUGUUCAUGCCAAUAGGUGUGGACUGCUGGAUAGAUAACAUCAGACUUGUUUACAACAGGACAACACGACGCUCAUCCAACUCUCCAGGGGUGCAGGUCAGAGUUCCGGGAUUUGGGGAAACCUACUCCAUAGAGUUUCUUGACUACAACAAACUGGCAGGUUACUUUCAUACUACGGUGGAACAUUUGGUCAACGUCGGCUACGUCCGGAACGAGACGGUCCGUGGCGCGCCGUACGAUUGGAGAUUAGCACCAAAUGAGAACGCAGCCUAUUUUCUAAAGCUGCAGGAGCUGGUUGAGGAGAUGUACAACCAGUACGAGAAACCAGUUUACCUACUGGGACACAGCAUGGGCUCCCACUACGUCCUCUACUUCCUCAACCAUCAGCCGAAGCCCUGGAAGGACAAGUACAUCAGGGGUUUUAUUUCCCUUGCAGCUCCAUGGGGGGGCGCUGUUAAAGCACUCAGAGUUUUGACCUCAGGUGAAAACGACGGCAUCCCGAUGCUUUCCAACAUCAAGAUCCGCGAGGAGCAGAGGAUGAUGACCACUAAUCCCUGGUUGCUGCCGUCAGAGGAGGUUUGGCCAGAAGACCAUGUUUUCAUCUCCACUCCAGCCUUCAACUACACGCAUCGGGACUUCAAGCGUCUUUUCACAGACAUCAGCUUUGAGGAUGGCUGGCACAUGUGGGAGGACACCAAGAACCUCACCAGUGCUCUCCACCCGCCCGGCGUAGAGGUGUGGUGCAUGUACGGCGUGGGGCUUCCGACACCCGUAACCCAUAUUUACAACGAGGAGUUUCCCGACGGGGACCCGGUGGACUUUGUUUACGCUGACGGGGACGACACGGUGGACAGCUUCAGCAUGGGCUUGUGCAAGCGCUGGGUGGGGCAGCAGGAGAAGCCCGUCCACGUGACGGAGUACAGGGGCCUGGCCCACCUAGAUAUGGUGUUCCAUGAGAAAGUGCUCAAUCAGAUCCAGCAAAUCCUGGAGGGUAAAUCCGAUGUGCCCAAAGAGGUCGACGUCCGGUCAGAUGUUAUAUAGCAGAUGUUACAGUGCUGUGUUUGAUGUAACUGGAUUCCUGUGUAUACAUGUAAAAAUAAGCAUAUUUGGUCACUAUGUUCAGCUAUAAAUUGUUCUGGACUGAAGGAGUCUGACUCUGACCUUCUCAUUUAAACUAAAGUGUUGGUUUAUCUGUGCUCUGUUUAUUCCCACAUAUAUAUGUAUAGUGGCCAACUGUUUUAGAUCAGCAUCAAAUCAGUGUUAUUUUUAAAGCAUAUGUUCCACAACUCGAAGGUAACAGCUGUUUUUGUAAUGUACGUUUUCUGUAGGGUUUAGUUCAGAGAUAAAGCGGAAUACAUUUGGACAGCUUAGAUA